CACUGCUAUACAUUGGCUGCCUGAAAACAAGGAGAGACCUUAACUACCACGGGGGUGACAACACUCGCAGCUCGAUCAUUCAAAACACUUGAGUUCCCCAGUUGGUGACUCAGAUCACUUCAAGGCUAGUUGAAUCCGGAAGACUGGUAGGAGAAUGUGGGACCGUACAGUUAAGAUCUGGGCAGGGCAUGGCCUGUACUCAAAGGGUUCCCACCAGCCCAUAGACACCUCUGAGCAAAGUUAAAGAAGCUGUAGAAAAAGGGGCCCUUCCUCAAGAUAUUGACUGUCAUGGGCUGAAAUGCCAUCCCUCGAAUACGGUAUACUGAUCAGAAUAUUGACAACAUGAGUGGCACCUUCCUACAAGAGCUAGGACCCUGGCAUGUGCACAACCAAGACAAACAUGCUGGCAGCCCUGUGGUCCACUGGGAAUGUGGUGUCUGAUGAGGCCCUCCUUUGCAGAUAUCGGCCACAAGAUGCUGACCCUGUGGGCCUUGGCCAUCAUGCUAGCCAUCCAGGCAGGAGCGCUUGACCUACCGACCACACCUUCACAGCUGGGAGCCCCUCCUUACCAAAUAACCUCUGGGCUUCCCGUUCAUUUUCUGAUCAGUGUGCCUGACCCACAAGUCCCCAGAAUUUCCUCAAUCAGAAAAGGCUCUCCACCUCCAAGACGUGCAGCUGGCACCUCAGGAGCCAGAUGUCCACCCGUGGCCAAAUACCUUGUGUCUAGCAGCAAACUCAAUGACUAUCUGAAUGCCACCCUGACCCCGAAGAUAGAGAACAUGCUGAAGUGCGAGGAGAUAAAUCUGGCCGGUGUGUUGGGAGAAGUGAUAUCCACAGUGUCCAACUCUGACCUGCUGUCUGUGUUAGAUCUUAGCUCAUCCCUCGAUAUCCUUAGAGGUGGUGGCCUCGGUGGUGGCCUUGGUGGUAUCCUGGGCAAAGGAACGGCACCCCUCAAUAUCCUUGGAGGUGGUGGCCUUGGUGGUAUUCUGGGAAAGGGGAGCAGCAACAAGCCCCCAAAGCACCCCCAGUCAUUGCUCUCAGAAGCCACUAGUGCUGUCAGUGACCUCGGCCAGGAGGCUCUGGGCAGUCUGCCACUUGUCGACAGCACUGGUCUCUUGACUGGAGACAAACUCAAAGAAACCACUGACGGCAUACUGAACAGUGUGGUGCCAAAAGACAUUGACAGUGCGCUCACAGGCCUGCUGGGAAAUAUCGACUUGGCAGAUCUCUUGUUAGGAUUAGAGGUUGAAAAAGUGACUGUGGAGAACAUGACGUCAACCAUGACAGGCAACGGGAUCCUUGUCCACGCCGUGACUACUGCCUUCAUAGGUGGAAAUGGCCUAGCAGGACCUGUAGUCAGCAUACUGGGAUUUCAAGUGCAUGCAGAUGUAACUCUGCAAAUUGGAAUUUCCACCAACAACACGCAAUGUGUUAGCCUCCUAGUCCAGGGGAAGAACAUCGAAGUCAAGAAUGUCAACCUGCAGAUAGCAGAGGUGGUCACAGGUGUUUUGCCUCUGCCUCUGCCCUUGGAUGAUACCAUUUCUCAAUUGCUGACAGUAACUAUGAACGAGAAUAUUGAACGAUCCAAAUCAUGUGGCAUUGAGCUCAGUGAUGUCAACGAAUGCAAGAACUCUACUGGCUUGUUCAACUACCAAGUUAGAAGUUCCAGGAUUUCUGCAGAGGGUCUUUCAAUCCUCUACUGUGCCUACUUUAACCAAAAUAAAUCCCCUGUGCCUGGAAGCUACCUUCCUCCAGAUCCUAAAAAUGUCAACACUGCCGUGAUUUUGUCCCGAAUGAUGCUCAGGGAGAUUGUCACUAAAAGUGCCAAGGAGAGCUCUGUCAAGAUAAACAACCUGGAAGCAGCGAUCACCAAAAUCGUUUACUACCACCUGCCAAACAACAAAAUCAAAGCCACCUACUGGGUCAACAUGGAAAGGGAUGGUGAGAACAUAGCCACUGAGCAGACGAAUGUCACCAUCUCCCAUGCAAGUGAGAUUUCAAACAACAAAAUCAAAACAACCAUCAAGAUUGUCAGUGCUAAACACAGCAUGCCACCCCCUGAGGCUGUGGAGGAAGAAAGAGAUGUGCUACAUGAAGUUCUGAAGAAAGUUGUAUUUGCUGUUACCGGCAAUCUAAAUCAAUGGAAUAUUCCACUAGGAGCAAUCCCAAAUUCUCUAAACAGUGCCAAGCUUCAAGUGCUUAAAUCGAAUGAUUUUCAAGCCACAAACUAAACCCAGCACCGGAAGCCAGGGAAUGUUUCAGAAUGAAAGCAAAGAUAUUCUGUAAUCCCUCUCUAUGAAACACAGUGGAAAAGACAUCUUUUUGACUAAGGAAUUAAGUAGAGUUAGUGUUCUCAACAUGUCCAGCUAUGCUUUGGAAUUUCACCAACAAUACCCUGAAUUAACAAGUCUAAGAAAGGCAGGAAUCCAGGGAUAGGGGGGACUUUUCUAAUUAUCUCACCAAUAAAUAACCUGUUUUCAUGCAGAAAAAAAAAAAAAAGUGACGUCUUUAAUUCUUACAAACAGGAGUUCCAUUGUGUGCUUAUGACUAGUAAAAGCACUUCUUACUGGGGACAAAAAUUUAGUAAUAUGAGUGAUGAGGCCACAAAACUCAGGAUUACUUUACAGAGUGAUGAGGCCACAAAACUCAGGAUUACUUUACAGAGUGCUCUAGGGAACAAUCCUGACAAUGAUUAAGAUUUUUCUUCCCAUAGCUCAGGCCUCCCCUCCCGAAACGUUCUCUUCUGUCCAUUGGCCCAAGAUGAAAAUCACACAGGGGCUAGGAUCCAACUUCCCCAUCGUCACAUGUUAAAAACUGAAGGGCACAGUGAAAGUGAAGUCACUCAGUCGUGUCCGA
Molecule: messenger RNA, 2856 nt
Organism: Capra hircus (goat)
Lineage: Eukaryota; Metazoa; Chordata; Mammalia; Artiodactyla; Bovidae
Product: vomeromodulin-like
Exons: 14
Coding region: 429-2231 (600 amino acids)
Biological process (GO): sensory perception of smell
Source: RefSeq, a predicted model, not a curated record